Fusarium redolens is the source of this 1821-nucleotide messenger RNA. RefSeq lists its product as uncharacterized. Lineage: Eukaryota; Fungi; Ascomycota; Sordariomycetes; Hypocreales; Nectriaceae. The transcript is spliced from 6 exons. The record is from RefSeq and is a predicted model, not a curated record. Gene Ontology annotation, molecular function: DNA-binding transcription factor activity, RNA polymerase II-specific; zinc ion binding. Bases 49 to 1731 code for a protein of 560 amino acids. Gene Ontology annotation, biological process: regulation of transcription by RNA polymerase II.
CAGGCUGAUUCAACUGUCAUGAUCUUAUCUCUUCAAUAAUCCCGAGAAAUGUCUUCAAGUUCAGAAAAAGAAACCUCAAAGACGCCAGAAACAGACUCGAGAGUGCGGCAGUUCCACACGCGCAGUCGAACAGGCUGUUCCAAUUGCCGGACCCGCCGAAAACGAUGUGACGAGCAGCGACCGCAAUGUUACAACUGUGUCAAGGGUCAGAGGACUUGUAUAUAUGCACCUCCGAAGAUCCCGCUGAGGGAACGAAGGGCCCAGCAGAAGGAAGCUCAUCCGUGGGAUCAAACGCCUUGGGAAGUUGAGCAGACGUCCAAGGAGAUGGCUUGUAUGAAGAAGACAAGUGUUCCUCUUCGAUUGAGCUGUUUGAACCAUGAUACGGGGUUUAACAAGUUGGCUGUUGCCAUGCCACUUAGAUCUCAUGAGUUAUUCCAAUAUUUGUUUGAAUCGAGUCGGACACCAAAGAUGACACCAAAGAUACCCGGAACAGAAUAUCUUGCGCGUAUGAUAGACAACCCUUGCGCACUGCGAAGCGCCAUCCUCAUGGCCGGGAUGCAUUUCUCAUUCCAAUUCGGCGACCUGUCCACGUUUGAGUCCACAUUCUUAUAUCAUAAAAUCGAGGUCAUGCGUGUCAUCAAUCGUUGGAUCGCAUCAGGAGACUACAAACUUGAAGCUGCGAUUAUUAGAGAAAUGGCAACGUUGGCUUUCACAGAGGCCUGUCAUGGAGAGCUUGUUGCUGCUGAGACUCAUAUAAGUGGCAUUCUGGCGCUGAUCGAAACAGCCCGACCUGAUAAAAGUGAUCCGACUACAUCUGAUUGCUGUUCCACUGACAGAGAACUAGCUAAUCGUUAUUUCGUCAUGUCUUAUGUCUACAUUACAGGCCUCAAAAGUUUACUUAGCGGCAUAUGCCGAACUGGAGGACAUGCCAGCAGUCUUGACGCUAUACCUGGCCGGAGCCUUCUCAAACUAUCACAUACAUGGCACAUGAGUGAAGCCAUGGAGAAUCUCGGCCUGAAACUCCAAGCUAUUCGUUUAUUCCCGUUCUUCUUCAGCCCCUUGCCCCAAGGAGCACGGCUCAACAAUGCAGACGGACAAGUCAUCAUUAACUCUCUACGGGAUUUUACGGCUGCGCAGGAUCAUAUGUUUAAAGACACAGGGAUAGAAACAGCAGAAGGAAAGUUCGAAGGUUUCUGGCGGAGAGGCCCUGCGUCGAGGGUAUUGGGAGAAUAUGUCAUGGCACAUAUUCAAUCCAUUUCUGUUCCAGGAAAGAAGGGGGAAAGUCCUGACAUUACCCCAUCGUCAUUCGUCGGACCCUGGUGCGGAAUGACCAUCGCCUCAGUCUUCUACAUGCAAGAUGUUCUCGGAGCAUUGGAGUAUGUUGACAAGCGCAUACAUAAAUACGCUGUUACGUUGCUGCAACACGAUGUCGCCAAGAUCCUUACCUCGGCGGACACACCAAAGAACGAGGCGUUUAUGCUAUGGCAGACAUUGCUCGGGCUUAUAGCCUCUUUGCGCGCCCUCAAGGACAAUGAUCAAGAUAGAGGGAUGUUAUCAGCCAGACAAUUCUUCCAAGAGGCUUUGAAGCAGCAGGCAACGACUUUGGGUAUCUCGACUUGGUCACAAGCAAAAGGGACGCUAAGGAGGGUAGCUUGGCCUAUGGGGAAUGCUAAUCGUGAAUUUAUAGAGGAGCUAUGGGAAAAGUCUGUUUCUAGGCCGCUCUCGGUUUAAUUACAAAGAGUCUAAUAUAUAUGUUCUAAAUAUAAGAUUAAUAAAUAAGCAAGGGGGCAAGAUAAAUAAAUUACAUAUAUAAUUACUAAG